This is a messenger RNA of Saitoella complicata NRRL Y-17804, 1755 nucleotides long. RefSeq names its product WD40 repeat-like protein. Gene Ontology annotation, molecular function: protein binding. The coding region runs from base 42 to 1625 and encodes 527 amino acids. The transcript is spliced from 2 exons. The record is from RefSeq and is a predicted model, not a curated record. Lineage: Eukaryota; Fungi; Ascomycota; Saitoellomycetes; Saitoellales; Saitoellaceae.
AUCGAAGAAAACACCAAGAAUCAUACAGGAGAACGAUUGGGAUGUCAGAUCAUGGCAUUCCCCUCGGGGAGUAUUCAGCCAACCAUAUACCCGUGCACGACGAGAUUGAGCGGAACAUAUGGCCGUUCAACCUGCCAGAGGAGGAGCGAGAGGAGUUCGCAUUUAGGCUGCUGCUGAGUUUGCCAUUGGGUAAGAUUACCAACGUACAGGAUAGAUUAUAUCCAUAUUUACACAAGGACUUUUCAUCGCACCUCCCUCAAGAACUCUGCGUCAUAAUCUUCUCCUUUCUCGAUGCUCGUACCCUAUUAUCAUGCGGCCUGGUAUCAAAAUCAUGGCGUCGCAUUGCCAUGGAACCUCUUUUGUGGAAGCUGCUUUACCAUCGCAAAGGAUGGACUGUUAAUGACACGACUGUUGCAGAAUGGGAGAAGCUUGCGCAAGAGUUAUUCCAAGCCAAGCACAUGCUGCAGAAAGGAGUUGACCUGAAGACUGGCGGGCCGGCAACACCAACGACAGUGGAAGAUGCACGGCAUUUUGAGGAGGAGGUAAAUGCUCGAUAUCCGCACGUUACCGCAGACGAGGGUGGAAUUUUAAAGUACUGUGCUCGGGCAGAUAUGUCUCCAGCUCAGCGAGCAAGGAUGACAACCAGUGACAUUCGACUCGACUACAAAUACUUAUACCAGCUACACGAAGAACUGGAUCGUAAUUGGAAGAUUGGAAAGUGCAGGAUGUUUGAGUUCGGGUUGGAUGGACCGGAGGAGGAGCGACACAUGGAGGGCAUAUAUACCGUGCAAUUCGACCAGGAUUGGAUUGUUACUGGAAGUCGCGAUAGGAGGAUCAUCAUCUGGGAUAUGAAGACAUUGCGAUACCACAGCAAGCUCGUUGGUCAUGAGGGAUCGGUGCUGUGUCUGCAGUUCGACGCGAAGGAGGGCAUCAUCAUCAGCGGUUCGUCAGACAGUACCAUCGUCAUUUGGGACAUGUUCACUGGCGCCCAAAAGGCGACUCUGCGAGGACACCAGGAAUCUGUCCUCAACUUACAUUUUGACGACAAGUACAUUGUGUCGUGUUCAAAGGACUGCACGAUUCGCGUGUGGGACAGGCGGAGUGAGAACUACGAGUGCAUUCGGGUGCUCCAAGGGCACAGUGCGGCGGUUAAUGCCGUUCAGUUCAAGGACAACAUUAUCGUAUCCGGUUCCGGUGAUCGUGUUAUCAAGGUCUGGAACCUUGAGACAGGAGAGGUCAUCCGCGAUAUCUUUGCCCACUCGCGCGGAAUUGCAUGCAUCGAGUUUGAUGGCCAAUACAUCGUAUCUGGAUCAUCGGAUAAGAGCAUCAAGAUGUUUGACCUGAACGGUAGUGAGCUCCGCGCCUUUCGCGGUCACGACAGUUUGGUCCGUACCAUCCAGCUGUCAUCGGCAAUGCGGAGGAUCGUGAGUGGAAGUUACGAUGAGACAAUCCGCAUCUGGGAUCUUGAUAGUACCAGAGAAGGCUCGGCGUUGCAGUUGGGUAAUCAUCAUCAGGCGAAGAUCUUCCGUUUGCAGUUCGAUUCAAGACGAAUCAUGAGUAGUUCGAGUGUGGCGGGCAUUGUGGUGUAUGACUUUGGCGUUGACGUUGAUUGUACGUUUUUCUAGCAUGGUUUGGGGUUCUGAAUUAUUGAUGGGGUUAAGGCAAGCGCGAGAGCAGACGACAGGAGAACUUGAUUGCUCGGAGCAUAGAAAAUACAUACUGCGAUGAGAAGAAACCAGCUUCAGGAGUCAUGCC